GGCUGAAAUCGAAAGUAAUGAUUUGCGCCAUUUUCUUUAGUCUACGAAAUCUCUCGGUUGUUGCCUGUAGGGUGAUUUUGACACGUGAGCAGACAUGCUGGUUCCAGUGCUUCUCCUGGGGACUCUGGAAGAGCUGCUCGAUGAUGACCUCAAAAUGCUUAAGUGGUACCUCUCAAUGCAUGUCUCGGGCAGCUGUGCACCAAUUCCCAGGUCCCAUCUGGAUAAGGCAUCCCGGACAGAAACUGUGAGUAAGAUGAUAGAGUGCUACGGUGAGGAGGAUGCUGUGAACAUCACCAUUGAGAUUCUGAAGAAGAUGAACUUCAACGACACCGCAGGGAAGUUAGAGAACAGAUAUACAGAGGGAAAAACGGCUACACCCACCACCUCCUCCACUGCUGUGGAAUCUCGUGCUGCCCCUUUCACAAUGUCGGCUCAGCAAGGAGGCGUGAUCAUCGCUCCGACAGUCACCAGCACAUCUGGAUCAUUGAAUAUAACAUUCAAUAAAUAAACGAAUAAAACAGAAACUGAGUGGGGUGAGUGGGACAGAAUACACAUUAUAUUUUUCCAAAUAUUGAUGUGAUUGACAUUUACUAUUAUUCACCGUGUACAAUUUCAUGUUUACUGUAAAAUGGAAACCUUCAUACAUUGUAACCAUGGUCAUUAAAUAUCAUGUGGAAAAAACAUGAACAGCCAAAGAAUAUCUCCCAGCCAAUCAGAUGGAAACAGUUUCUCAAAGCCUUGGAAUAAUACUUUAUGGUAACACCAAUUUAAGUGUCCAUUUAUAAGCAGUUUACAGAUAUGUAAUAAAUGGUAUAAAACACACUAUAAUGUAAUUAUAAGCAUAUGUGAGGAUAUUUUUAUGUGUUUAUUAAUGUACAGUAUUUCAUCUAACUUCACAUAAGACAUAUUUGAUAUAAUUACAACUGUGUUUGAGUAUAUUGUCAUUCAUUAUCUGUCUAUAAUAACCAGCCUCCACUUAUGGGUGUUCUCAGGAGAAGUUACAGUUGUUGAAAAAUACAUUAAAAAACGCUAAAAUAUUUGCUUACAACUACAUUAUAUCAUGUAUUAAAGGUUUACAUAAUGCUUAUUAAAGGGACUUCAGUGCAAGUGUUAUCUAAUUUUUGUAAACAAUAAUUGAUGAUAACUUCAUGAUCUCUUUUAUCUUUGAAAGGUUCUUGUUGUCUGGGCCACCGUUAAUAUCUGACACUGUCAGACUGUCAGUCUCACAGAGCAAGUUCCUGUCUAAUGAUGACCAUGAUAUGACACCAGGUUUUGCAGAAUAUACAUUUCCCUUUCAAAGCUGUUUUUAGACCAAGUACCCUCAGCUCAUUUUAAUAGAAUGGAAAGUGUUGAUCCUCACAUUUCAGUCAUUUACAGGUGCUUGUCAUCUCCAUAUGUUGUCAGCAGGUGGUGCUGGGGUCACAUUGAUGUGACAUCUCUUGUGGACCAUAAAAAAUCUGUAUUUCUGAAUCAAACCUCUUGUUCUCCUUGCACAGAGGCAGAUUAGGACCAAAGAAACCCCCACUGUGGUACAACAAUGAGAAUGUACCUGAAAAUUUAUCUGAUGUGAGACAUUAUAUGAUUCUUUAAAAACUGUUGUUAUCAAAUAAAUCCAGUUAAUAGUUAUAACCGGGAAAGGAGUGAAACUGUGUCAUUUCAUUCCAAUGUGUUUGACAUAAAUAAAACAUGACCAUCAA
Molecule: messenger RNA, 1697 nt
Organism: Micropterus dolomieu (smallmouth bass)
Lineage: Eukaryota; Metazoa; Chordata; Actinopteri; Centrarchiformes; Centrarchidae
Product: pyrin-like
Exons: 3
Coding region: 95-508 (137 amino acids)
Source: RefSeq, a predicted model, not a curated record